Messenger RNA from Gymnodraco acuticeps, 1730 nucleotides. Its product is annotated as mitochondrial uncoupling protein 2-like. Lineage: Eukaryota; Metazoa; Chordata; Actinopteri; Perciformes; Bathydraconidae. Gene Ontology annotation, biological process: mitochondrial transport; response to cold; mitochondrial transmembrane transport. Gene Ontology annotation, molecular function: oxidative phosphorylation uncoupler activity. The transcript has 6 exons. The record is from RefSeq and is a predicted model, not a curated record. The coding region runs from base 241 to 1176 and encodes 311 amino acids. Gene Ontology annotation, cellular component: mitochondrial membrane.
UGCCGGCUGGUUCGAGAUGAGCUGUUAUUCGUGGUGACCGGCAGUUGUUUUUGUUUAAAGUGGAGAGUUUGGAGCUUUGUUUUUAUGGGUAAUAGCACAAGUUCACAACAAUAUCCAAAAGACACACUUUUUUAAUCCCGGAAAUGUGACUGCGGCUGUAGGAGCUAACUCACCUGUCUGCGCUGUCUGCUCGUCCUGGUUUUUUUUUCACAACACUUUGUGCAUCCUCUGAGCUGAGUCAUGGUUGGUGAAGGAUCUGCUGAUCUGGCUCCAUCAGUCGCUGUUAAAGUCUUCUCCGCCGGAGCAGCUGGCUGUGUGGCCGACCUGGUCACCUUCCCUCUAGACACAGCCAAAGUGCGACUGCAGAUUCAAGGUGAAUCUAAGCCCUCAUUGAAAGGCCAGAGGAUGAAAUUCCGAGGUGUGUUCGGCACCAUCCUCACCAUGGUGAAGACCGAGGGCCCCAGGAGCCUGUACAGCGGUCUGGUGGCAGGCCUGCACCGACAGAUGAGCUUCGCCUCCGUACGCAUCGGCCUGUACGACAGCAUGAAGCAGUUCUACAGCAGAGGCUCAGAAAGUGCAGGAAUCGGGACUAGGAUAAUGGCGGGCUGCACCACCGGGGCAAUGGCGGUGACCUUCGCGCAGCCCACUGAUGUGGUGAAAAUCAGGUUCCAGGCUCAGAGCUGCCUGCUGGAGAGUGGCUCUGUGAAGAGAUACAGCAGCACCUUCAACGCCUACAGGACCAUCGCCAGGGACGAGGGCGUCAGAGGGCUCUGGAAAGGUGCCUUGCCAAACAUAACUCGUAAUGCCAUCGUCAACUGCUCCGAGCUGGUGACGUAUGACAUCAUCAAAGAGCUCAUCCUGAAGAACAAGCUGAUGACAGACAACAUGCCGUGUCACUUUGUAGCCGGCUUCGCAGCAGGUUUCUGUACCACCAUUGUAGCGUCUCCCGUGGAUGUGGUGAAAACACGCUUCAUGAAUUCAACGCCUGGGAAGUACAGCGGGGCGAUGAACUGUGCUUUAACCAUGCUGAUGAAAGAGGGACCCACAGCUUUCUAUAAGGGAUUUGUGCCCUCGUUUCUUCGUCUGGCUUCCUGGAACAUUGUGAUGUUUGUGAGCUUCGAGCAGAUUAAGAGAGGUGUCAUGAGAUUUCAACAGUCCAUGGAGCCUUCACUCUGACCCGUCUGACAGCUGGUUGGCAUUGGACUAGUGUUGUGUGGCAAAGCCAGGAGCGUUUGUAUCAAGCAGCUCCUGCUAAAAAAUAUGUUUUCUGCUACUGGUCUGACCUGCUUUCUCUCGGGGAUUAAACGGCACAAGUGUCUUAUUAAAAAAUAACUGCAGGGAAGAUCCUUUUGGAUUGUUACUGACUUGUUAUUCAAAUAGAUCUUUUCUAGCAAUGUUACUAAACAUUUUCAAAAUGGCGAACAAGGCCUAUUUCCUUAGUCCAGUGUGGUGUUGAUGCGGGGCCUGUCAUCGUUACAGCUUUUUAUUCAGAACUUUUUUAAAGUGUCUCGUUGGGUUUUGUAAAUUAUAUUAUAUUUUUCAUGUGAAGAGAUCUUUUUUUACAUUUUUUAGGUAUUAGGGUUUCAAGGAGUUUAUUUUUGCAAUUAAUCAAUUAAAGGUGGGGUAGGUAAUUUUGGAGAUUUGCUAGAAUUUGAAAAUACACAGCCGGAAAAAAUCUGCCACUUCCUUACAGAACCCCUCCUCUAUGGGAUUAGUUUUGUAUCAUAAAG